This is a messenger RNA of Oryza sativa Japonica Group (Japanese rice), 1382 nucleotides long. The record is from RefSeq and is a predicted model, not a curated record. Lineage: Eukaryota; Viridiplantae; Streptophyta; Magnoliopsida; Poales; Poaceae.
CUCGUCCGACGGCCGGCCGGCGACGCGGCAAUGGAGGCACGGGAGAAAGGGAGGGCGGCGGCAGGGCGAGGCGGUGUCCGCGGAUGCGGCGGCGGAGAGGCGGCGGCGGAGACACAGGUGAAAGGGGAGGGCGGCGGUAGGGUGAGGCGGCUUCGGCUGCGACGCGGGGCGAGGAGGUCCGACGGCCGGCCGGCGAUGCGGCGGCGGCGACACGGCGUCGGCGGGCGAGCGGCGGCGCCAUGGCCGCAGCUAGGCGGCAACCGCAGCUGGUUCAAGUUGCCGAUGCUGUCGUCGCAGCAGGCGUCGUAUGUGAGCGAGGACCAGCAACACGAAGAAGACGACGGCGACGGCGACGAGGUCCUCAUCCCCGGGUUGCCGGCGAGGUUCACAUACGCGGAGCUGGAGGAGGCGAACGUACCUGAUUUAUCAGUUUUUUAGACAACUCGUGAAGUCCUAAAUCCAUCUAAAAAUGCUCAUCAUGUAGUACUCGUUUGUUUGACUUUACUUCCCAUACUCUCUCUCCUUGUGCAUUACAUGAUUGUCACCUGCUUGUGAUCUGCUCUGGAAUAGAGAGAGUUCUUCAAGCCUUUGACAAUGGCUGCUGACAGAUUCUUGCACUUCGCCUCGCUCGUUUCCGUGGUGGUCUUGGCCGCCGGAUCGAGAUCGCCGGGCGGCGUGGCGGCGCUGCCGCGCCGUGGACAGCUGGUUGACGGCGGGGACAACGACAAGAACAAGUGCGUGUACAUGCUGUACUACAUGGGGACCGGGUGGAUCUGGAAGGCCGGCACGGACGCGGCGAUCGGCGUGGAGCUCACGGCGGCGGACGGCAGCGGCUUCGCCGUCAGGGACUUGGAGCGGUGGGGCGGGCUCAUGGGCGCCGAGCACGACUACUACGAGCGCGCCACCGCCGCGUCGCCGGCUGACCGUCGGACUUCCUCGCCCCGUGUCGUAGCCGCCGCUGCCUCUCCGCCGCGGACACCGCCUCGCCCUGUCGCCGCCCUCCCUUUCUCCCGUCCCUCCAUCACCGCGUCGCCGGCCGGCCGUCGGACCUCCUUGCGCCGGCGACCUCCUCCCCACCACCGGCCGGCCCUGCACAGAGUCCAGAGAGGAGUGAGAGAGAGAGAGGAGGAAAGGGGAAGAAGGGGAGAGGCCGGUCUGCUGAUGUGGCAUCCUGACAUGUGGGGCCCACGUGGGUCCCACGAUGACUCAGCCGCCACGUCAGAUAAAAUCGGGUCAAAACCGCUAAGGGACUUGGUUUGCACUGGUUUUGUAAGUUGGGGGAUGCGUUGUAUCCGGUUUUACGGUUAGAGGAUGAUUUUGUAACUCGAUGAUAAGUUGAGGGACCUUCGGGGUACUUUUUCCUAUUCGUUUUGGGUUCACCA